Gloeophyllum trabeum ATCC 11539 is the source of this 774-nucleotide messenger RNA. RefSeq lists its product as uncharacterized. The transcript has a single exon. The record is from RefSeq and is a predicted model, not a curated record. NCBI's taxonomy places the organism in Eukaryota, Fungi, Basidiomycota, Agaricomycetes, Gloeophyllales, Gloeophyllaceae. Bases 49 to 594 code for a protein of 181 amino acids.
CAGAGACAGUCGUUAUCUAGCGCUGGGGAGGCUGACGGUGUGCAAGAGAUGGUGUUGAACAAUGGCGGCGAGUCUGACGACCCUAAGUCGGCUCGCCAGUCGCCUCCAAAAGAAGCUGCAGAAGAUGCCGCUCCAGAAACACCUUUGUUCUUGCCCACUGACAGUCAGGCUGUGAUUGAAAGUCCCCAGCGCGAAGACAGACCGGCUGAGGUGAUACCGCCUUCCUCACCUGUCCAGUCCGAUACCGAGGAGGAAGAAGACGAGUCGGGAAUCCCUCCCCCUCCUAAGAAUGCGCUUCCUGCUUCACAGCCUGCCCCUCGUCCACCAGUUGCGCCUUAUCGACGGCUUACGGACAUCGCCAGCAGUCAGGGCUCGCUGUUCACUCCGAGACUCAGCUUGCCGCCUGCGCUUGCCAGGAAGCCUAUAGAGAAGGGGGCGCUGAGCCAGCUGUAUGCUGAUGAAGAAGAGGAAGACUCUGACUCUGACGACUCCGACGACGAUUCUGAGAAGGAGGGUAAGUCUCAUGUACCAAAGAAUCGUAGAGCAGGGAGUGGGGUGACGAGGAGGACCUCUGGUUUGCUCGCUUUUGCGUGAUUUUCGCAUGGCUGUCUUGAAUUGAAUGUAUCUAUAGUUCCUAUAACUCGACCUCUUACAUCUCACUUAUCUUAGGAUAAGUCUUAGCAUAGUCCUACUACGGCCCUCUGGCGCGACAGCUAUAGAUACCGAGUCAGAAUCUAGACGCGUAGGUCAUGUGACCUGUGACAGUUCGCAGAA